UUCGCGUUCUCCUCCUGCUCCUCCUCCGUCUCGUUCGAUCUCUCUGCUCCCCUUCGACUCCGUGCUUCUCCACCACCCAAAUCGCCCCCCGAGUCUUCUUCUUCGUUUCUCGGGUCCCUUAUUCCCUCGCAAAAUCGGAUCUUGUUCGGUUUUUUCUCGUCAGAUCCCUGCUUGCCGCGCUUCGGCAAGUGGUUGAUCCAUCAAUGCCGUGCCUCGAGCUGUAGAAGCGGACCUUGUCGCUGCGCCUGGAUGAGGAGAGGUAUCAUGCACGGUGGGACCGCGGCGGAGUGACGAAGGGCUCCUGGCUGGCGGCAGACGCGGAGAUGGAGACCUCGGGGGCGGAAGAGGAGGAGGAGGCGGCGGCUGCGGGACCUGCGCAGAUGGUGAAGGUGAAGCGGAAGAUUUUGGCCUCGUGCUUGACGUGCCCCAUCUGCAAUAAGCUCAUGCGGGACGCCACCACCAUCUCCGAGUGCCUGCAUACGUUUUGCAGGAAUUGCAUAUAUGAGAAGCUCGAUGAAGAAGAGACAGAUCGCUGUCCUGUGUGCAAUAUUCAUCUAGGGUGUCUUCCUGUAGAAAAGCUCAGAGCUGAUCAUAAUCUGCAAGAUUUGAGAGCAAAGAUAUUUCCUCUAAAGAAACUAAAAAAUGGAGCAUGUGAUAGUAUCUCUUCCAUUACAUUACCUGUUAGAAGAAAAGAAAUUUCUCUUUCUUCAUUGGUGGUGAACACUCCAAAAGUAACUACGCAGACAGGUUCAACAGGAAGGAGGAAAAAAGCACUUGGCAAUAAAGAUGCUACAUUUCAUGGUAGUGGAUCAAUAUCCUGUAAAAAUGAGAAUGAUACCACCAAUAAGUUUGUGAAAAAAUCAAACUCAAAUGGGAAUUCAAUCAAGCAGGCCUUGAGCUGCAGACAGGCUUCUUCAAAUUCAAAAACUCCCUAUAAUAAUGCUAAUAAACAUACAGAGAAUGGUGACAAAGCUAUCCAGGAUAAUGGAGAGCUCUGGAAACCUUUGAAUUGCUUAGUUGAAGCUGCAAAUAGAACAAAAUCAUUUAGGUCAACUCCACAGAAUCCUAUCAUUAAGGCUGAGAAAAAAGAACUUUCUGAUGGCGACACAAAUAGAAACAAAACCAUAAUGGAGCAUCUUCAUGAUUUCAAAGCUCAGGAUCAGAAGAAUGACAAUUUUCAAACAGUUCGUAUGAAAGUUAAGGCCAGAAGUUUGAAGGCAGUUAACCAGAAAAAGAGUAACCUUGCUAACUCCACCCAAACACUGCCUGAUGCUUUUAAUGCUCGAAGUGAUAAGAGGAUAACUCCAUUGUGGUUUUCCUUGAUUGCCUAUUUUGACCAGACUGGAGACUCCGCAUUGCCCCAAAUAUCAACUAAUUAUUUGAGGAUAAAAGAUGACAGUAUCCCUGUUUCUUACAUUCAGAAGUACCUUGUCAAGAAGCUCAAUCUUUUCAGUGAAGAUGAGGUCGAAAUAACAUGUCACAAUGAACCACUGAUGCCCACAAUCUGUCUGCACAAUGUGAUCGAACAGUGGCUACAAGGGGCACGGCUAUCGCAGAGGCUACCAGCAGUUAUCGGCGCGUCAGCCAAAGAGUUCGUGGUGACGCUGGGUUACAGGCGGUCCAAGACUGAGCUCGAGCCAUCGGCACUGAGAUAGAACUUUGCAUUCAAGAUGGUGAAGAAGAGCCUUGUUUUCGCAUCUGCUGGCUUCUUGUUUUCACAUAUUGUGUGUUAGGCAUGAUUCAAUGGUUGAUAAAGUAUUCUGAUUCAUACAUGUAGCAUUAAAGUGGUGUUGUCUUUCUAAUUAGAGGGGGCAAAUGAUGCCAUCCUAACUUUUUUUUGGUUAAAUUUUGAUAGAAUAUCUUGUGAUUUAGA
Molecule: messenger RNA, 1873 nt
Organism: Zingiber officinale
Lineage: Eukaryota; Viridiplantae; Streptophyta; Magnoliopsida; Zingiberales; Zingiberaceae
Product: E3 ubiquitin protein ligase DRIP2-like
Exons: 7
Coding region: 324-1655 (443 amino acids)
Molecular function (GO): ubiquitin-protein transferase activity
Source: RefSeq, a predicted model, not a curated record